ACUCUCCAGGGACCCAGAGUGUUGGCUGAGAGGGAGCGAGCAAGCAGGGGAGGGCGGGGAGGGAGGAGCACAUCCUUAUGCAGAGAUGCUGCAGUGGCUUUGGGCACACACAGCCAAGCAGCAGCACAAAGCAAGAACUCGCCUGAAGGAGGAGAGCGGGCAGGAGAGAGGAAGGUUGUUGCAGCAUCGAGGGCUCUAGGAUCUCCCCUACAUACACGCCACGCACAUGCACACACACCAACACACGUGUCAUCCAGCCCAAGGGUCCCUGUCCCUAUUCCUCGAUAAAGAUAACCCCCACCCCGAGGCAUACGAUGGGAGCUCCCACAGAGCUGGUUUUCAUCUCAUUAGCCAUCAUCACCUUUACGGGGUGGUGCCCAGCACACGGUACCAUAAGGAACUAUGGACCAAUCUUUGAAGAUCAACCAGUCAACACCCUCUUUCCUGAAGGCUCAACAGAAGAGAAGAUAACUUUGGCUUGUCGAGCAAGAGCCAGCCCUCCUGCAACUUACAGGUGGAAGAUGAAUGGCACAGAAAUGAAGAUGGAGCCAGAUACCCGUUACAGGCUAGUUGGGGGCAACUUGGAGAUAAGCAACCCAGUAAAAGCCAAAGAUGCUGGGUCUUACCAGUGCCUGGCAUCUAACCCCAUGGGCACGGUCGUGAGCCGAGAAGCCUAUGUCCGCUUUGGCUUUUUGCAGGAAUUCUCCACAGAAGAGCGAGACCCUGUGAAGAUUACAGAGGGCUGGGGGUCGAUGUUCACCUGCAGUCCCCCUCCACAUUACCCAGGCUUGUCCUAUCGAUGGCUCCUGAAUGAGUUUCCCAACUUCAUCCCAGCAGAUGGAAGGCGCUUUGUCUCCCAGAUGACAGGAAACCUUUACAUUGCAAAGACAGAGGCAUCGGACCUGGGCAACUACUCCUGCUUUGCCACAAGCCACAUCGACUUCAUCACGAAGAGCGUCUUCAGCAAGUUUGCCGGACUCACCCUUAUUGCAGAGGAUGCCAGACAGUAUGCACCCAGCAUUAAAGCCAAAUUUCCUGCCGACACCUACGCCUUGGCUGGGCAGCAGGUGACUCUGGAGUGUUUUGCCUUUGGAAACCCCGUCCCUCGGAUAAAGUGGCGAAAGGUGGACAGCCCACAAUCCUCCAAGUGGAUCUCCAAUGAGCCCCUCCUGCAGAUCCAAAACGUUGACUUUGAAGAUGAAGGCACUUACGAGUGUGAGGCUGAAAAUGCUAAGGGAAGAGACACCUACCAGGGCCGCAUUAUUAUUCAGGCUCAGCCGGAGUGGCUGAAGGUGAUCACAGACACGGAAGCAGACAUUGGAUCUGACCUACGCUGGAGCUGUGCAGCAGCUGGCAAGCCAAGGCCUAUGAUCAGAUGGCUCCGGAACGGGCAGCCAUUAACCUCUCAGAACCGCAUCGAAGUGAGCAGCGGAGAGCUGAGACUUUCUAAGCUAGCCCUGGAGGACUCUGGCAUGUAUCAGUGUGUAGCUGAGAACAAACACGGCACAGUAUAUGCAAGUGCUGAAUUAACAGUGCAAGCCCUAGCGCCAGAUUUUCGGCUAAACCCUGUGAAGCGGUUGAUACCAGCAGCCCGAGGUGGGGAGGUCAUCAUCCCAUGCCAGCCAAGAGCAGCACCAAAGUCCAUUGUGCUCUGGACCAAAGGAACUGAACUCCUGAUCAACAGUAGCAGGGUGACUAUUACCCCAGAUGGCACCUUGAUCAUCCGGAACAUCAGCAAAUCUGAUGAGGGGAAGUAUACCUGCUUUGCUGAGAAUUUCAUGGGAAAAGCCAAUAGCACAGGAAUCCUCUCAGUUCGAGAUGCCACCAAAAUCACCCUGGCACCAUCUAGUGCUGAUAUCAACUUAGGCGAAAACAUUACCCUCCAGUGCCAUGCCUCCCAUGAUCCAACUAUGGACCUAACUUUCACCUGGUCCCUGGAGGACUUCCCCAUUGACUUUGACAAGUCUGAAGGGCACUACAAGCGAGCUAGCAGGAAAGAGGCUAUUGGGGACCUCGCCAUCUUGAAUACUCAGCUGAGGCACUCCGGGCGGUACACAUGCACAGCACAGACAGUUGUGGACAGCGCAUCUGAGUCGGCCAUGCUGGUUGUAAGAGGACCACCUGGGCCCCCUGGGGGCGUGGUGGUGGUGGACAUCAGCGACAUCGCCAUCCAGCUGAGCUGGAGCCGUGGCUUUGAUAACCACAGUCCGAUUGCCAAAUACACCAUCCAGGCCCGCACCCUACUCUCUAACAAAUGGAAGCAAGUGCGCACCAAUCCUGCAAAUAUUGAGGGCAAUGCAGAGACAGCCCAGGUGGUGAACCUCAUUCCCUGGAUGGACUAUGAAUUCCGGGUCCUAGCCAGCAACAUCCUUGGAGCUGGGGAGCCUAGUGGGCCCUCCAGCAAAAUCCGCACCAAAGAAGCCGCCCCUACUGUGGCACCAUCUGGGCUCAGUGGAGGAGGAGGGGCCCCCGGUGAGCUCAUCAUCAACUGGACGCCAAUGCUGCGGGAGUACCAGAACGGAGAUGGCUUUGGAUACAUCCUGUCGUUCCGCAAGCAAGGCACCCAGGCGUGGAAGACUGCACAGGUGCCCCACCCAGAAUCCCUGCACUACGUUUACCGCAACGAGAGCAUUGGGCCCUACACCCCAUUUGAAGUGAAAAUCAAAGCAUACAACAGGAAGGGGGAGGGACCGGAGAGCCUGACUGCCAUCGUGUACUCUGCAGAGGAAGAACCAAAAGUGGCUCCCUCCAGGGUUACAGCCAAGGCCAUUUUGUCCUCGGAAAUGGACGUGUCAUGGGAGCCCGUUGACCAGGGAGAUACGAAUGGAGUCCUUCUGGGCUACGAGAUCCGGUACUGGAAGGAUGGCGAUAAAGAGGCAGCAGCAGACAGAGUGAGGACGGCAGGUCUCGUCACCUCAGCUCACGUGACAGGCCUGAACCCCAACACAAAGUACCAUGUGACAGUCAGAGCUUACAACCGGGCUGGAACGGGGCCAGCCAGUCCCUCUACCAACAUCACAACAACAAAGCCACCCCCUAGGAGGCCACCUGGUAACAUCUCCUGGACAUUUUCCGGCUCCAGUGUCAGCGUCAAGUGGGACCCUGUGGUUGCAAAGGCGAACGAGUCCACUGUCACUGGGUACAAGAUGCUCUACCGGCAGGACUCGCACUCCAUUCCCACGCUGUACCUGGCCAGCAAGAACCGGAUUGAGAUCCCAGUGCCUGAAGACUCCACUCAUGCCCUGGUGCAGAUUAGGGCAACGGGGCCAGGAGGAGACGGAGUCCCGGCAGAGGUUCACAUCCUCAGAAAUGGCGGCACAAGUAUGAUGGUGGAAAAUUCUGCAGCCAACCCAGCACCGCAUACUGUCGUUAUUACGACUAACUCUCUAGUAAUGUUGGCUCUGAUUGGCUACUUGGAGCUCUGAUGCUAGCCAAUCCAAUUGAGGAUCACUGGACACAAUUCCUCCUCAACCUGCACGGAACUAUUUGACAUUUGGCUAUUGCAACUACAAGUUUGUGCCACAACAGCGCUACAAAAAAGGGGGUCGUCAAAAUCAAUGUAAGGGAGAAGAAAACUAAAGAAACACCCAUUUUUUUUAGAAAGUAGAACACUUCAUACAAGACAUGGGUCUUUAACCAAUCAAAAAUUUUUUUUAAAGAAAAAAGAAAAAAAAAAGAGGAAGAAUUGUGUGUGAAUUCUGGGAGCCAGCUGUCUUAUGUACUUUAUCCAGUAGGUUUAUUGCCUUAUGAAGCCAUGUAUGAAAAUAACCAGACUGCUAAACUAGACUUUUUUUUAAAAUAUGUACAUUAGCUUUUUAGGGGAAGGAUUUCAACGUUAUCAGCAUGCUCCAUACCAACCCCACAGCCACCUCUGAACUGAGAGCUCUGGUGUUCGAAGAUAAGGGAGAAUAUUAUUGGAGGAGCUUUUCCAAGAUCCUGAGCCAAAUCAGCUAUUUUGCAGCAACCAGCUCAAGGAGAAAAAGCCUCAAGAGAAAGGAAUCUCUGUGCCCUGCCCUAUCCUGAAGGAGAGGGAUGAGCUUAGUACUUAGGUGGUGAAAAAGAAAGAGAUAAUAGAUCAUAGGUGAAAUUGAAAUGGUUUUACUUGCCUCUUACUAGCAAUGUUGGGGCUGACUUGCAAUCCUGUACAACAGGUCACCCUGGCUGUUAUGCUAAGAGGUGCAACCUUCAGUGUUAUCCACAUCCUGGGAUUGUUUUGUGGUGGUGGUUGUUUUCCCUUUGGGUGUUUUGUUGUUGGGUUGUUUUUUUUUUUUUGUUUUUUUUUACUUUU
Dermochelys coriacea (leatherback sea turtle) is the source of this 4288-nucleotide messenger RNA. RefSeq names its product contactin 2 (gene CNTN2). Gene Ontology annotation, biological process: brain development; cell-cell adhesion. The coding region runs from base 315 to 3425 and encodes 1036 amino acids. The record is from RefSeq and is a predicted model, not a curated record. Lineage: Eukaryota; Metazoa; Chordata; Testudines; Dermochelyidae. Gene Ontology annotation, molecular function: cell-cell adhesion mediator activity. The transcript is spliced from 23 exons.